Molecule: messenger RNA, 1290 nt
Organism: Fraxinus pennsylvanica
Lineage: Eukaryota; Viridiplantae; Streptophyta; Magnoliopsida; Lamiales; Oleaceae
Source: the annotation of a GenBank genome assembly
AUGCACCUGGAGAGGCAAGAGGCAAAACUUUUUGAGGCUGCAACCUCAAGAUCUUCCACUUCAUGUGAUUCUAUUGGAUAUAAUGGUUCACCUUUUCCACCUGGUAGCGUACCCUUAAAUUUGCCAGAUGUACCAGAGGAUAGGCCACUAGACAAUAUUCCAAUACUCGUUGACAAAGAAUCUCAUAAAACUGAGUGUAUUAGAUCUAAGAUCAAGACCGUAGUGGCUGUAAAUGAAUCUCCAAUAAUUCCGACAGCUGAUAAACCUGAGGGUUCUGUACCUCAGAAGGAUGGAAAGGACUCUUCAAGCAGUGCUGCAGAACAAAAGAAUGCAAAUAACUUUGGCUUAAAGCAGCCUGUGGCUUUUCUUCUCUCAGCAAUGUCUGAGACUGGCUUAGUCUCUCUUCCUUCCAUGUUAAUUGCUGUGCUAUUGCAGGCUAAUAACCGGUUAUCUACUGAACAGAGCUCGUAUGUCCUUCCAUCUAAUUUUGAGGAUGUGGCAGCUGGAGUGCUGAAGGUGUUGAACAACCUGGCGCUAAUUGAUGUAACUUUCAUUCAAAAAACAUUAGCUCGGCCUGACCUUAAAAUGGAGUUCUUUCACUUGAUGAGUUAUCUUCUUUCGUAUUGCACGGCCAAGUGGGGAAUAGCUACCGAUAAGAUUGGUCAGCUUUUGCUGGAAUCUUUAGUACUUCUUGGAUACUUUGCCUUGUUCCAUCCGGAGAAUCAAGCUGUCUUACGAUGGGGAAAGAGUCCGACCAUCCUUCACAAGGUCUGCGAUUUGCCUUUCGUGUUCUUUAGUGAUCCCGAGUUGAUGCCAGUAUUAGCCGGCACAUUAGUGGCUGCUUCAUUUGGAUGUGAACAGAACAAGGAUGUUAUUCGGCAGGAACUCAGUGUGGACAUGCUUCUUUCCUUGCUCAAAUCAUGCAAAAACAGUCCGUCCAAUUCAACCCUAAACGGCAUGCCAUCAGAAGAGCCUGGUGAAUCCAACCCUGUGGCUCUUGAAUUUAGAAAACUCCCAGUCGAUGCAUCUCAGAAAUCAUACCGAAACAAUCUAAGAAGCAAUCGAGGAUUUUCCCAGAGAGGGUUUAUGCCAGCGAAUGACACGAGAACAAUGAAGGUUCGAAACCCGAGAGACAACAAAGCAGGAAAGCCUUAUGAAGAGACUGGUUUGGGGCCCUGUCAAUCUUCGUCUGAAACUUCUGCCUCAAUGUUGAGAUUUCCGAUGAGCUUCAUCAAUAAAGUGGAGCAGAUUUUUGCUGCUAAAAUAACCAGACUAACGGAAGGUGAUUGA